CCGCGACGCCGCCGCCGCUACAGGAGCGGUCGAGGUGGAGCGCGCGAGCCAUACUGACGCACGGGUGGUGGCGGCGCCGGCGCGGGAUGCGCCGCCAUGCCGGUACGACACCGCGAACUCGGCGACGAGCUCGCACCCCCGGAGCCCAAGCGCUGCAGGCACUGCGACGAGAGCCGUUCGUCGUGCGGCGCAGGCGGCGGCUCGGAGGGCUCGGAGGGGCGCGCGUCGUGGCGCGUGACGCUGGACCACGACCUCGUGGAGACCCUCAGUGCCAUCUAUCCGGAGUGGUUCAAGCCGCAGCACCGCCGCGAGCGCAGCCGCGCCGCAUCGCCCGCGUCGCCGCCGCGCUCGCCCUGCACGCCUUGCACGCCCCCCUCAGACGACACGUUCAGUUCGGGCGCAGAGGAGAUGGCUGGACGACAAGCGAGCAGCAGCGGCGCCAGCGAGCCGCCGAGCUCGCCCCGCGUCUCCCCGCCCAAGGUGGUCGUCGACGACAGCCCCCUGCAGCCAGCUAUGGGCAAGCACAAAGAAUCGUUGAAAGUGAAGCUGAUGAUGAGGCGUCCCAUCACGCAGCUGGUGGCCCAAGGAAUCAUGCCGCCACUAAAAACACCUCCUGCGUACUUUGAACAAUGCAAACAACUGGAAAGAGCGAAAACUGGAGAUUUACUAAAGGCAAAAAUACAAAGACGACCAGAUCGUCAAGAACUGGAACGAAGACAUAUAUUAGAACAGGAAAGCCACGUAGACCCAAGCCUUGCAGAAAAGCAGCGUAUGCUAAAGAAGGCACGGCUGGCUGAUCAACUUAACGACCAGUUAUCACACCGUCCUGGUCCCCUCGAACUUAUCAAAAAGAAUAUAUUGCACACAGAAGAGAACAUCGAAACAGCUGUUAAGAGCGGAGUCCUAGCGUUCAAGGCCACCAGCGAAGGCGCUUCUGGUCGACCACAGCAUCCAUCCUCGUACUGUGGCCCACCAGAGGAAGUUUCACCUUCACCUUCCCCACCUUCGACCCUUUCGCCGGUCAGUGUCGCAUCCCCCCCUCAACACCCGGCCCCGGGAAAGGACAAGAACCGCAAAAAGAGUAAGCAAAAGCAACAGCCCAAAGCGCGGUUCAAAUUCCACGAGUACAAGGGACCACCGAACGCACAGAAAGCUUCGUCGCCCCCGGGAUCAGUGGAGACUCCCUACGAGUUACUAUUACAACAGCAGCAGUUACUCCUGCAGCUGAUGCCCGCGUCGCCGGCGCCCUCCUCCGCGGCCUCCAUCGCCUCCGACACCUCGGACGCGUACGCGCCGCCCCCGCCGCCGCCUCCGCCCGUCCCUAUCCUACCCCUCUCGGUCGCCGCUCGCUUCGAAGACAUGAAGGUCUCCGACCUCCGCGCCGAGUGCAAAAGACGGAACCUCCGCGUGUCCGGGCCAAAGCCGCAGCUGAUCGACCGACUGAGGCCGUUCCUCAUGGAGAAGCAGGAGGAGGGGCCGCGGUCGCCGGCGUCGGUGGCGUCGUUCGCGUCGCUGACGUCGCCCGAUCCCCGCGCGGAGCAGGAAUGCGGCGCGGAGGACAUCGUGCAGUCGCAGCGGCGGCAGAUCGAGGAGCUGGAGCGCAAGCUGGAGGCGUCGCGGCAGCAGCUGGAGGCGGUGCGGCGCGAGGCGGCGGGCGCGGCCGCCAGUGACCAGAGCCGCCGCCUGCUGCAGGCGCACAUCUGCGUGUCGCAGCUGCGCGCGCAGCUCGACGCGCUGCAGCAGCCGCCCGCGCCUGCGCCGCCCGCCUCGCGGUACGUCAUCGACGCCGCGCCCGAUCGCCUCGUGCGCGUGUACGCCGUCGCGCCCUCGCCCGCGCCCGCCGCCGACGCGCAGGACGUCUCGCCGCAGAAAGCCACCAACCCCGCCUAUAUCCUCAACGGCGUCAAGGUGGUGCCUAUUGCGAUCCUGCCGUCGCCGCACUACGAGCCGGAGCGCGCCGCCCCGCCGCCCCCUCCGCCGCCCCCGCCGCCGCCGCCGCCGAUGCCCGUCGCGCAGGUCCACCUGACGGCGCUCCGCGACCACGCCGAAGACAGCCGCAUCAUGGAUGACGUCCUGGAGAUUCUUGUGGAGAACGGCGAGCUGCCCCCGUCGGCAGUGGUGGACCCGUCCGCGAGCGAAUCGUUAAACGGCAGUUUCGUGGCGUCCUCGGUGGACGCGUUCUCCCCUGCUGACGUGCUCAACGAUGAUGUCUUGUGCGACCCGCACGUGCGCGAUUCUUUGGCGGCGGACGAGCUGCAGAGGGAACUGGACGAUAUACAGAACGAGAUCAUGAGCCACGCGGAUCUGCAGGCGGUCAACGGUGUUGUCAAUUCGUGUGAUGUCGAUCCGACGUCCACCGACAUCGACGCCGAACUGAGCGUCGACCUCCUUUCCAACAGUGACUUUCCUACCGAAUUCGGCGGCUCCGACCCUACGUCCGCCGAUCACGACGACUUCUUCGGUAGCCUGCUGUCAGGGGAGAGUCGGCAUGUCGACGAAAGAUCGCAACCGACUGUCAUGGAUGUCAGCGACGAUGUACAAGAAAGGAUGAGCAUGACCCCGUUGACGAACGGAGAUUUACUCGAUCACACGCGAACCGGUUUCGAAUACAUGGACGAUCUAUCAUUGCCGUCCUUCCAGACUGACGAUACCAGGCACGGGUCCUUCGACGAUCGGUCGUGUGAAAUAGACCUAAAAGAGUUCGGCAUCGACCCGCCCACCAACAUGAACGUAGACAACGACGUAUACGACUACUCUGGCUAUGACAUGGACACGGAAAUAAUUCCUAACGUGUUCGGUCGCGGUCAUGUGCCCCAGUGUGAUCCACUUCUAGGGGGAGUGUUCGCCCGGCCUCCGCCACGACCGGCCCGUAAACAUUAUUCGUGGGACAAAAUAGAAUACGACGCCACCUGACCCUCGCCCGCCUUUCUCCAAGAGUACCGCUCGUCGAUGCUCAAACUAUGAUCUCUUUCAUCACCAAUUCAGGCAGUAACAGGGCUAACUGCUCUCAGUUUUUAACGGUAUACGUGCAAAUGUUUUAAAGCAAAUGUGCGAGUGAUGUGAUUCGUUUUGGUGCAAAAGUUUAGAAAAAUAUAUAAAUUAAAUCGACCGGUACCGGUUCGAGUGUAACGCUAGUCUCUUCAGUGACUCGUUCUUCCAGGUUGGUGACUUACGUCAGUAAGGACAGAUUUUAAAGUAUAUUAAAUACUAUAAACACAUAGUGUUAUCGUUAUUGACGGACUUAUUACUCUUGGUACUUAAUAGAUAUUUUGAAAUUUUUGUGCCGCUAGUUGAUAAAUAGAUUAAUGAAUAACCAUAUUCUCGGUGAGUAUAAGCGCACGUAACCACCGCGUGCGCUGCGACGCACUUAGCUCACAUGUAAUAAAAUCCAUUUUAUUUUCUAUUUAUAGGUAUCUACUUAUGUAUAUAUUGAAAGUAAAAAUACUCAACAUAGUUGUGGAUUUCUGCAUUCCGCCCGAUGACUAAACUUUAGGGAAAAAUUAUAAUAAGAGUUGUUUUAUUGGGACGCAAACGAUCAAUCUGCGACACACCUGCCUACGUAGAUUAUUAUUGUUAAAUUGUAUAAAGAUUGAUUUUGUGUCAAUAAUUGAAAUCCGCUUUGUUCUAUCGGAACGGAUAACCAUUUCCCAAAUCAAGAAGUGACAUUCCAGUCUUGUUGAAGCGCAAUUUGUGGCACAGGAGCACUCAUCUCUCCAUAGAUUGCUUUAUGUUAUGUUGAUUUAUUGAUUCAUGGUUACCUUUUGUUACAUGGAGAGAGGUGAGACGCGCAUUCACAAGCCAUCGUCAUGGGUGGGACCAGCUUGGGAACAAUGUUAGAUUUCAUUUAGGUAAACAAGGAGCCGGCUCCUAGCUUACAAACAAUUAUGCGAACGCACUUCCAAGUAUGCACAGAGUGGAGUAUAAUAGUUGAAAAUACAAUCUACGACUGUAUCUUAAAACACAAUAUCGGAAAAGAAUCGUGACGGACUGCUUGCAGGUACUCCAAACAAGUUUCGAAUAUAUUUACUCUGUAAUAGAGUGCAUAUUCAAUCAGAAAUAGAGUCAACAUUCUUUGCUUGUUGUUCCUCUUAGUCCACACUGUUCCUGAAGCAAAACUUUACUCACAAUUGUAUUAGUAUUUGUCAGGAAGUUUUACCAAAUUGUUUUCACUUACUUAAAAUAAAUUAAUGACAUUCUUGAAAAUGCAUCAUUCCAGUGUAUUGUCUAAAAUGUAGAUUAGGUGCAAAGUUAUAAUUAAGUAAUUAAAUUAUUUGGUUGUGUUACUCGAGUUACCAAUUUACUAUAUCAGGUAAGUGUGCUUGCAUAAUUGUUUGUUAUUUAUUUAUAAUAUUUAUUUGCAACUUAAAUAGCAUACCCACAGUUUGUCUCUGUUAGGCGUUCUUUAAUUUUAUUUGUAUGAGUAUUGUUCCACUAAUUUAUAUUUCGUUUGCCAUUUUCACAGAAGUUAGAUUUUUAAAAUGCGGAAUUCGUGAAUCGAUAACAUAUUGCCAUUAAUUGCAUUUAUAUUACAUUAUGAUUAAACGGACAACGAAUGAGGUUUACUGCCCUUGAGUGCCAAUUCACAUAUAAAAUAUUGUGUGGCAUCAAAAGUUUUUCCAUAUAAUUUAUUGAACCCAUUCUUAGGAUAAGGUUUUCAGCAUAGUAUUUAUUUGUGGUUUGAGUGUAUCGAAUGUGUCGGUGGUUAGAUACAUGCUUGUACUUCAAAAUUUAUUAAUUUUGUAGUACUAUCAUGUGUGGAAUGGUGCUAUUUAAUUAACUAAGAUGUUGUUUAAAAAUAGGAAAAGUGUGUUAACGCCACAGAGUGUAAAUUAAAUAAUCAAUUGGCCCAAAUACAAUUAUUAAAGUUAUCUGUAACAUCAGAUCUUUUUAAACGGGCAAAUUAAAAAAAUCUAGAUUAUAUUUUAUUAUUUUAUGAGAGUACUUAACAUUGCUGGAAUUACAAAAUAAUUUGUCAUGUUUGAUACAUUAAGUAAACAUUAAGUUGUAUUCCAUUAUCUAAGUGAAUUUAAAAUAAAUCCCUGAUUUAUAACUAGAUAUUAAUCAAAUUAUAUGAUAAUAUAAAAAUCUAUUUGCUCAUUUAACGAAAUUUGUACCAUUUAGACAAUUUUAUCUACUUGUGGACAAUGUUUUAUAUGUUAUGGGAGUUUCGCUUAGAUAUUAUGAUCACUCAAGAUUUGCUUACAGUAAGCAUCAAUGGCAUCAAAAUAAUUUUGAUAUUAUCGGAAAUAAGAUUAACAAAGUAUAUUUGUAGUACCUUACCUUGCAACUCCUUUAUCGUAACUGGCCUAGUGUUAUUGUAGCUUUUCUUUGAGAAUAUAGUCUAAAUGUAUUUAACAAAAUACUAAGUGAGAUUAAUGUUUUGAUAUAGCAUACAUACUAUCUGCAUAUUUGUUAUCAUUGUUGUAAUUAUUUUAGGAGAGUUUUUAAUAUUUGUUUUAUAGUAGGGUAUAUAUUCUGAUCCGAAAUGAGAAAGCUGUUUUUUAUAAUUGAUAAACUUUUGCUCUCUGCAUAUUAUAGCAUAACAACCUAUUAAUUGGCUUCGUUAUCUUGGUAUUGUUAUUAACCACAUCUUUAUUCAUAUGUAACCACUGCUUUAGAGACGUAUCGACGAGUUACUAAUAGUCAGGUAAGCAAUAUGGCUAAAGCCAGAAUAUAUCAAAGCCAAGCCAACUAUUUAAUGGAAAUAAUUAAAUUAUGAUGUGAUAAUCACAGGAAUCGGAUCUAGAGUAAUUGGAUAGUUUUUUACCUUGCCCUGUAAUGAAGCCUUGUAAAUAUUUACCAAGCCUUUACUAGCUUAAGAAAAGAAUGUUAAAUAAAUUUUUUGACACAA
Messenger RNA from Chilo suppressalis (striped riceborer), 5851 nucleotides. Lineage: Eukaryota; Metazoa; Arthropoda; Insecta; Lepidoptera; Crambidae. The record is from the annotation of a GenBank genome assembly.